Messenger RNA from Beta vulgaris subsp. vulgaris (sugar beet), 466 nucleotides. RefSeq lists its product as uncharacterized. The coding region runs from base 119 to 466 and encodes 115 amino acids. The transcript is spliced from 3 exons. The record is from RefSeq and is a predicted model, not a curated record. Lineage: Eukaryota; Viridiplantae; Streptophyta; Magnoliopsida; Caryophyllales; Amaranthaceae.
UUUCCAAAUUGAUUAAUUAUGUGAUUUUCAAUAUUUUGUACUACGGUUUUAUAAUUUGUUUAUGAUUAAUUUCAUAGUUUAUUGAUUAUAAUAUGUGAUUACUUUCAAGCUUUUGCAGAUGUCAUCAGGUACCGGAUCCGGAGGUGGUCCUCGUGAUGGGGGUAGUGAGCCUCAGCCUGAGCGUGAUGGCGAGUUGGAGAGGGACGAGGAUAAUCAUGAGGCUGGGGUAGGUGACAAGAAAAAGGAGUUGGAUCCCAAUGGACUUUGGUUUGAAGACAAUGGAGUCAUUCGCAACAUGACUAAAUGCUUCAAGCAACAUUUCCAUCAUCCAUGGAGGAACUAUUCGCAGGUUGAUGACGAUACAAAAAACCUUUGGUUCUCUAUUUUCAAGGGCUCAUAUAAAUGGAGGGAGGAGCUUCAAUCCCAAGUAGGUCUACAUACGACAGGAAAAUGGCCAAAAGAUUGA